UAGAUUAGAAAAAAAAAAAAAACAAAGUUGCUAUUGGCAUGGUUGUCAGUGUGCUGUAUGGUAGUUGCAGUUUGUUUAUUAAGUUUGCCUGAAACUCAGUCAAUUCUGGCUUUCGAACAUUAAUUUAUUAGGGUCUGCAUUAGCAGGAUAUGAUAAAGAACGCAGUUCUGGACCUUCCCAUCAACAACUCUGGAGUGUAUUUUAAGUCAGCUGCUCUGCUUCAAAGAUCUCAAGGACUGACGCUGCAACACAAAGGAGAAUAAGAAAUGCAGAAUCUGUGUGCUACAAAUGGGAGAACAGAGCAGUGCUGUGGAGAGCACAGACGAAGACUGGAGUUGUUCUGCCAGGAAGAUGAGGCCUUUGUCUGUGUCCUGUGUGUUCCCAAACAUUCCAAACAUAGUUUUGUUUUCCUGCAUGAGGCAGUCAGUGUGUAUAAGGACAAACUAAAACCAGCCUUAUCAUCUCUACAGUUAAAAGUCAAGGAUCUAAAAGAUUUGCGAAAUGACAAUAAGGAGGAACUUCUGGACAUAGAAGAACAUGCCUGCAAUUUGGAACAAUACAUUACAUUACAGUUUGCAAAACUACACCAGUUUCUCAAUGACAAAGAACAAAAACUCAUUCAACAGCUUAAGAAUGAAGAGGCCAAAUUCCUGAAAGACAUGGAAGAAAAUCUUGAAUGCAUUAAAAUUACUGUUAUGGACACCCACAUGGCAGUGUCUGAAACCAGCAUGGAGCUCAAGAAAGAAGAAGGUGAGAGACUGAUAAAAGUGGAAGAAGAUUCUGAAGACAUUAAACAUUAUGCUGCAGUAAUUCAGGAAGUAAAAUCUGAAGAUAAUUUGAACCACAUAAAGCAGGAAAACAUUGACUUGUUAACAGUACCAGUACCCCUUGAGGAUGUUGCAGUCGCUUUUUCAGAAGAGGAGUGGAAGAUGUUAAGGAUACAAGGGAAGGAGCUUUGCAAGGAAGUGAUGGUGCAAAACUUUGAAAACCUUGUUUCAGUUGGUAAGAAACCCCAGUUACUUCAACCCUCAGAGAACCAACAGCAAGAUGUUCAGCCUGUGAUGGGCAUUGACAGGGUUCAUCUUACUCCUGCAUCACAGCUUCACUCAUUACAUAACCGUAGCAAGAACUCUGAAUGUGAUACAAGUCUUAUUGUACAGCAAAGUCCAGCAAUACAUCACAAAGUGGGUACACCAUAUAAAUGUGCUGAAUUUAAUAUGAGUUUCAUACCAAAGAGCCACCAAUCAAAACAAAAUACUCACAUGGCGGAAAGACCGUAUAAAUGUCCUGAAUGUGGUAAGAGUUAUAAAGGAAGGAGUGCUCUUCUGUAUCAUAAAACAACUCACACUGAGGGGAACCCAUAUAAAUGUAUGGAAUGCAGUGAGAGUUUCUUACAAAAGAAUGAUUUGCUAAAACAUCAAAAGACUUGCUUAGGGAAAACACCAUAUAAAUGUCCUGAAUGUGGCAAGUGUUAUAGAGGAAAGAGUUCACUUGUCUAUCAUCAAAAGACUCACACAGGGAAGAAGCCAUAUAAAUGUGCUGAAUGUGAUAAAUGUUUUUCAGAGAGCAGUCACCUGAUGCAGCACAAGACCAUUCACACGGGGGAAAAACCAUAUAAAUGCACUGAAUGCGGUAAAUGUUACAGACAGAGCAGUGCUCUUCAGUAUCAUAAAAAGACACACACGGGGGAGAAGCCAUUUAAAUGUACUGAAUGCAGUAAGUGUUUUACACAUCAGAGUGGUCUUCUGUAUCACCAAAGGACUCACACAGGGGACAAACCAUAUAAAUGUGCAGAAUGCGGUAAGAGUUUUUCACAAAGUAGUGAUAUGAUACGUCAUCAUGCUAUUCACACAGGGAAGAAACCAUAUAAAUGUACUCAGUGUGGUAAAUGUUUUUCACAGAGUAGUAUAUUAAUGCGCCAUCAGAUCAUUCACACAAGAGAGAAACCGUAUAAAUGUACUGACUGUAGUGAGAGUUUCGCAAGACAAAGUAACCUGAAAGCCCAUCAACAGUUUCACUCGGUGGAGAAACUCUUAGCAGAUAUCAAAGAUUGGAAGAAAGCAGAAAUGCAGAAUCUGUGUGCUACAAGUUGGAGAACAGAGCAGUGCUGUGGGGAGCACAGACGGAGACUGGAGUUAUUCUGCCUGGAAGAUGAGACCUUUGUUUGUGUCCUGUGUGUUCCCAGACAUACCAGCCACAGUUUUGUGCUCCCACAAGAGGCAGUUACUGUUUAUAAGGACAAACUAAAGUCUACGUUGUCAUCUCUGCAGUUAAAAGUCAAUGAUCUUAAAAAAUUACAAAAUGAUAAUGUGAAGGAAUUCCUGGACAUAGAAGAACGUGCUUGCAGUUUGGAACAAUACAUUACAUUACAGUUUGCAAAAGUGCACCAGUUUCUACAUGACAAAGAGCAAAAACUCAUUCAACAACUUAAGAAUGAAAAGGCAAAACUUCUGAAAGAGAUGGAAGAAAAUCUUGAAUGCAUUAAAAGUGAUGUCAUGGGCAGCCAUACAGUAGCGACUGAUGACAACUUGGAGCUCAAGAAUGGAGAUUUGGAGAAUGUGAUAAAAAUACAAGAAAAUUCUGAAGACAUUAAAAGUUGUGCUGUGGUUACUCAGGAGGUAGAAUCAGUUGAUAAUUUGAAGAUCAUAAAACAGGAAGCCACGGAGUCAUUAACAGUAGCAGUAACCUUUGAGGAUGUUGCCGUCAUUUUCUCAGAAGAGGAAUGGGAAAUGCUAAGAAAAGAAGACAAGGACCUUCACAGGGAAGUGAUGUUACAGAACUAUGAAACUCUGGUUUCAAUCGGUGGGAAACCCUUAUUACAUCACCUGACGGAGAAACUGCAGCCAUGUGCUCACCCUGUACCACACCAUCGCUCAGGGCAUAACUUCAGCAAAAGCCUGGUGGGUAAUAGUGAAACACUUCCAUUACAUCACCUACCAGAGAGCCUGCAGCAGUGUGCUCAGUCUGAGAAGGACUCCAACAAGCUCCAUGUCCCUCAUAUAUCCCAGCUUCACUUGGGAUAUACCUGCAGCCAGAGCACUGAAUGUGAUGAUCAAAUGUGUAAGGUACAUCAAUCAAUAGAGAACCUGCAGCAGUGUGCUCAACCUGUGAGCGGCUCUGAUAAGGUUCAUCUCAAACUUUUACCACACCAUCGCUCAGGACAUAACUUCAGCAGGAACCCAGUGGGUGACUGUAAAACAACCCCGUUCCAUCGCCCACCAGAGAACGUGCAGCUGUGUGCUGAGCCUGUGAACAGCUCUGACAAGAUUCAUCUCACUCCUGUAUCACAGCUUCACUCAGGACUUAAGUGCAACCAGAACCUUGAAUCUGACAAAUGUUUUAUUGUACAGCAAAGGUCAGUAAUGCAUGAAAGGUUUCAAAGAGAGGAGAAACCAUAUGAAUGUACUGAAUGUAGUGAGAGUUUCAUACAAAAGAAUGUUUUUCUAAAACAUCAAAAGUCUUGCUUUGGAGAAACACCAUAUAAAUGUCCUGAGUGUGGAAAGUGUUAUAAAGGAAGGAGUUCUCUCCUGUAUCAUAAAAAGACUCACUCAGGGAAUAAACCUUACAAAUGUGCUGAAUGUGGGAAGUGUUAUAGUGGAAAGAGUGCUCUUACUCAUCAUCAAAGAUCUCACAGUGGGGAGAAACCAUUCAAAUGUACUGAAUGCAAUAAGUGUUUUACACAUCAGAGUGGUCUUGUGUAUCAUAAAAGGACACACAUGGAGGAGAAGCCAUAUAAAUGUACUGAAUGUGGUAAAGGUUUUUCAAAUAAAAGUAACUUGAAAUCCCAUGAAGCCAUUCAUGCAGACAAGAAACCAUACAAGUGUGCUGAAUGCAGUAAGUGUUAUAGAGGAAGAAGUGGUCUCCAUUAUCAUGAAAUAACCCAUUUUGAGAAGAAAAGAUGUGAAUGUUCAGAGUGCAGUAAGUGUUAUAAACAUAGUAGGGCUCUCCAACUUCAUCAGAAUAUAUGCUCAGGAGCAAAACCAUAUAAAUGUCUUGAAUGCAAUAAGUGUUUUUCAUGUAAUCGCACUCUGUUACAACAUCAGUCUAUUCACACAGGGAUAAAACCGUAUAAAUGUCUUGAAUGCGGUAAGAGUUUUUCAUGUAACAGCACUCUGUUACAACAUCAGUCUAUUCACACAGGUGUGAAACCGUAUAAAUGCACUGAAUGUGGUAUGUGUUUCUCACAAAAAGGUAAUCUUAAAACACACCAUCGUGUACACACGGGGAAUAAACCAUACAAGUGUGCUCAGUGCAGUAAGUGCUUUUCACAAAAAAGCAUUUUAAUGUGCCAUCAGGUCAUUCACACAAGAGAGAAUCCCAGGCCCAGAUGCAGUACCUAACUUCUGGUUAAAAGUACUAACAUCUAUGGGCGCCCUAUUACUCUGUCGCAGAUACAGGUUGUCAAAUGCGUCUUUGUCGAACUGAAAAGCGCGAAAAGGCAAAAUA
Messenger RNA from Protopterus annectens (West African lungfish), 4446 nucleotides. RefSeq names its product zinc finger protein 184-like. Gene Ontology annotation, molecular function: zinc ion binding; RNA polymerase II cis-regulatory region sequence-specific DNA binding; DNA-binding transcription factor activity, RNA polymerase II-specific. The coding region runs from base 267 to 4340 and encodes 1357 amino acids. Gene Ontology annotation, biological process: regulation of transcription by RNA polymerase II. The record is from RefSeq and is a predicted model, not a curated record. The transcript has 10 exons. NCBI's taxonomy places the organism in Eukaryota, Metazoa, Chordata, Ceratodontiformes, Protopteridae.